Phycodurus eques (leafy seadragon) is the source of this 919-nucleotide messenger RNA. Its product is annotated as histone H4. Gene Ontology annotation, biological process: nucleosome assembly. Lineage: Eukaryota; Metazoa; Chordata; Actinopteri; Syngnathiformes; Syngnathidae. The record is from RefSeq and is a predicted model, not a curated record. Bases 16 to 327 code for a protein of 103 amino acids. Gene Ontology annotation, molecular function: protein heterodimerization activity; structural constituent of chromatin; DNA binding. The transcript has a single exon. Gene Ontology annotation, cellular component: nucleosome.
UCUACGGAGAGCACGAUGUCCGGACGAGGAAAGGGAGGCAAAGGUUUGGGGAAAGGAGGCGCCAAGCGUCACCGCAAAGUCCUCCGCGACAACAUCCAGGGUAUCACCAAACCCGCCAUCCGCCGCCUGGCUCGCCGCGGCGGCGUCAAGCGCAUCUCGGGCCUCAUCUACGAGGAGACCCGCGGCGUGCUCAAGGUCUUCCUGGAGAACGUCAUCCGCGACGCCGUCACCUACACCGAGCACGCCAAGAGGAAGACCGUCACCGCCAUGGAUGUGGUCUACGCCCUCAAACGGCAAGGCCGCACUCUCUACGGCUUCGGCGGUUGAAAUCGCCGUCGAAUUAAACAAAAAAAGGUCCUUUUAAGGACCACACACACACAUUCUAUAGGAGCUUUUCUGUUCUCGCUGCAGUUAUUUGAUAACAGCUUUCUUCUUCAUUCGUGUUUUCCAACGUUUGGCACGUGAAGGCACCGCGCUGUCGCCAUCUACUGGCCAGCAUGAGUCCUGGUCUUGGUGAAAAUGCAACACGCCCACUUCGGUUUGUGUCAGGUGCUGUGUUCCAUUUUCGUUUUAGAAAUGAAAAUCAAACACUUAUUCCACUUUUCCUUCCUCCUUUCAGACGACAAAAGUGUUGUCAUUGUCUUUUUCCAAGUCGUGCAGCAAUCUAACAAUAGUGUGAUGCAGUGUCUUAGCACUAGAUGGCGCCAUAGUAGUAGUUCUGGGCACUCACUAUGUAGUACGUGAGCAAAAGCGUGGAGGUGAACAUGGCUUGACUAUGCAGUGACAUAAAAUGAGCUGUAAUUUGCUUCCUCAGAAACAUGCACAAUAAAAUCACAUUAUUAAAUAUUUGCUCUUUACCCGCAAUAUUGUAUCUGCUGUACUUUAACUUGUACAGCUAAUAAAGGCUUUCCAGUAUGUU